AUGGAAAUGGAUAGACUCAUGAGUUCUACGAUGGAAUGGUGCUGGGCAAAGCUUUUGAGGCUGAAACAAACAAAACAGUUUUGCCUUUCACAGUCGAAUGAGAGCAGUAGCUCGAAUGCUCUCUAUUAGACCCGUCAAACGGAGCUUUCCUAGCUGUACCCAGUCUUUCGACGUCGGGCUCGGAUUUCAUGAUCGGCUCCCACUAUGUUCCAGCCCCUUCAAGUCGUGAUCCGAAAACUUCAACGACACAACACCUCAACUCCGGAAAAGACCACACCAUGUCCGAUGAUGAAGCAGACCCAGAACUGCUCGCCCUACUAAGGCAGCACUUCCAAGGCAAACUCAAUCUCGAUGAGGAGCCCGAAACGGGCGUUCUAGAAGGCGCCGAGUUUGUCUACGACAACAGUAUCGAUGUAGCUCUUGACAUGCGCGCAACUAAGAUCGCCGCGGAAAUGAUUUAUGCCCAAAUGAAAGAAAAGGAGUACUCGACGACGAAUUGGGCAGAGCAUGAAUUGCACCCCAAGACUAAAGACGAGUCAACCGUGGCGUUCAUCUUCACUAUGGACCUGUUGAAUUUCUCCUUCUGGUCGCUACUGCCUGACGACGAACGUUUUGCCGUCAGCUACCGAGACAAGAGGUGGACUGGCUACUGGAGCUUGGUCGCUUCGCUGCAGCGGGCACUGGACGAAGAUAUCCCCAUUACGGACCCGCACUACUGGCAGAACGAGGACGAGUGCACCCUCGUUUCGCUCCGCCACGUCUUCAGAUCAUGCACCGAGGAGGAAAUACCACUUCUUGAAGCACGACUAGAAUGUCUAAGGGAAGCAGGUCGAGUCCUUUACGAAAAAUACAACUGCAGCUUCACAAACUGCAUAUCUGCUGCCAAGGGCUCCGCGGCCGGCCUGGUGAACCUGCUAGCUUGCGACUUUCGCUGCUUCCGGGACGAACACCCCUUUGACGGACGGCGGAAGCCGGUUCGUCUGCUUAAACGGGCGCAGAUUCUCGUAGCUGAUUUAUGGGCUUGUUUCAAUGGCGAGCGCUAUGGCGAGUUCAGGGAUAUUGACAAGAUCACUAUGUUUGCGGACUACCGCGUGCCGCAGAUUCUGUCCAGCUUGGGGUGUAUAGGGUACAGCCCACCGCUACAUGCGUUAGUGAGUAAAGGGGAGGUUAUCGACAGUGGUAGUCGGCUCGAGAUGCAGCUAAGAGCCUGCAGUAUUUGGUGUGUUGAGCUUCUGAGAAGACAGAUCAAGCAGGACCAUCCCGAGGCUACAGUAAAUGCCAUCUUGAUAGACUUCUUCCUGUAUGAUAUGAUGAAGCGGUGGGAAGCAGAAGGCAGAGAAACGAUGCCUCACCACCGGACUCGAAGCAUCUGGUACUAGACUAGGGCCACAAGCACGCCAAAAUCUAUCACGUUCGAACUGUCAG
Pseudomassariella vexata is the source of this 1425-nucleotide messenger RNA. RefSeq lists its product as uncharacterized. The transcript is spliced from 4 exons. Lineage: Eukaryota; Fungi; Ascomycota; Sordariomycetes; Amphisphaeriales; Pseudomassariaceae. The record is from RefSeq and is a predicted model, not a curated record. Bases 189 to 1379 code for a protein of 396 amino acids.